GUGAGGUGUAUAUAUAUAUGUGCUUUGAUCAUUGUCACGGCGCGUAAAAACCAAGCACAAUAGUAUUUAACUACGUACUUUUAUUCUUCCAACACUUGCACAUAUAACCACUUUUUCUUAUUCUCAUCACUAUAGUCCAAAAAAGUCAACUUUACUCUCAAAACGAUUACACAAAAAAACUCUCUUUUUUUGUAGUUCAUUUUCUUUCUCAAAUUUCUAAGCAUGGGAGAUCUUUCAAGUGGGAGAGGAGUGAAAGCUCCAAAACUACCAAUACCAGGAAAGAGGAACGUACUAAUCACAAGCGCUUUGCCUUAUGUCAACAACGUUCCUCACCUGGGCAACAUCAUUGGCUGUGUUUUGAGUGCUGAUGUUUUUGCUCGAUAUUGUCGUCUUCGUGGGUACAACGUUGUUUACAUUUGUGGCACUGAUGAGUAUGGUACGGCCACGGAGACGAAAGCCAUCGAGGAGAAUUGUACUCCGAACCAGAUUUGUGACAAAUAUCAUGCAAUUCAUAAGGAGGUCUAUGAUUGGUUUAACAUAAGUUUUGAUGAAUUCGGACGAACAUCGACUCCUCAACAAACCGAAAUAUGCCAAGCGAUUUUCACUAAACUGAUUGAGAACAAUUGGCUUUCUGAUAACACAAUGCAGCAGCUUUAUUGCGAAAAAUGCAACCGAUUCUUGGCUGAUCGGCUUGUUGAAGGAACCUGUCCAAUGCUGGAUUGUAACUAUGAUUCUGCUCGUGGCGAUCAAUGUGAGAAGUGUGGGAAGCUACUGAAUCCAACUGAACUCAAGGAUCCCAAGUGUAAAGUAUGCCACACAACUCCACAUAUUCGCGACACAGAUCACUUAUUUUUAGAACUCCCAUUGUUGAAGGAAAAGUUGGAAGAAUACAUCAAUAGCAUGUCAGUUUCAGGGUCUUGGAGCCAGAACGCCAUUCAAGCUACACAUGCAUGGUUGAAAGAAGGGCUUAAACCUCGGUGUAUAACCAGGGAUCUUAAGUGGGGCGUUCCAGUACCACUCGAAAAGUACAAGGAUAAGGUCUUCUAUGUGUGGUUUGAUGCGCCUAUUGGUUAUGUCUCGAUCACUUCAUAUUACACAUCUGAUUGGGAGCAGUGGUGGAAGAACCCUGAAAAUGUGGAGUUGUAUCAGUUCAUGGGCAAAGACAAUGUGCCCUUCCACACAGUUAUGUUUCCAUCUACACUUAUUGGAACUGGUGAAAACUGGACAUUGAUGAAGAGCAUUAGUGUCACUGAAUAUCUAAACUAUGAAGCAGGUAAGUUCUCCAAGAGUAAAGGCAUCGGAGUUUUUGGUAACGACGCAAAAGAUACAAAUAUCCCCUCAGAAGUGUGGCGAUAUUACUUGCUAACUAACAGACCAGAAGUCUCAGAUACAUUGUUUACAUGGGUAGAUUUGCAAGCGAAGCUAAAUACCGAGUUGCUUAAUAAUCUGGGAAAUUUCAUCAACCGAGUUUUGAGCUUCAUUGCCAAACCUCAAGGAUACGGAUCCAUCAUUUCUGAUUCACCGGGGGCCGAAUCACAUUCCUUAACACAAACAUUAGCAGAAAAGAUUAGCAAGUUUUUGGACCAAUACAUUGAAGCAAUGGAAAAGGUCAAACUAAAGCAAGCCCUGAAAAUUGGAAUGAGCAUCUCUAGUGAAGGCAAUGCAUACCUACAAGAGAGCCAAUUCUGGAAACUUUACAAGCAAGACCAAGAUUCCUGCAACAUUGUUAUGAGAACUUCAGUUGGGUUGGUCUAUCUUCUAUCAUGCUUGUUAGAACCGUUCAUGCCUUCUUUUUCACUCAAGGUACUGAAGCAGCUUGGAAUCUCCCCUGAAAAUCAACUUUCACUUAGCAAUGAAGAUGUUGAAAGGGCUAGAAAACCUUGGGAGCUUAUACCUGCUGGCCAUGAAAUUGGGACACCAGAACCUUUAUUUAAGGAAUUGAAAGAUGAAGAUGUGGAGUUGUUUAGGAAGAAAUUUGCUGGAAACCAAGCUGAAAGGAUUGAAGCUGAUGAAGCUAAUAAAAUGGCUAAGAAAUUGGCCAAAACAAUUAUUGUGUAAUAAAAAUUGAGUUUAAAUGCAUAUAUGUAUAUAUAAUAAUAAUCCACUUUAUUACAAAGAAUUGGUACAUUCUUCUAUUGUUA
Molecule: messenger RNA, 2141 nt
Organism: Humulus lupulus (European hop)
Lineage: Eukaryota; Viridiplantae; Streptophyta; Magnoliopsida; Rosales; Cannabaceae
Product: probable methionine--tRNA ligase
Exons: 14
Coding region: 223-2058 (611 amino acids)
Biological process (GO): methionyl-tRNA aminoacylation
Cellular component (GO): cytosol; aminoacyl-tRNA synthetase multienzyme complex
Molecular function (GO): methionine-tRNA ligase activity; ATP binding
Source: RefSeq, a predicted model, not a curated record